AUGGGUGAUAUCUAUCGAUGUGCCACCAAAGUCAUCGUGUGGCUUGGGCCGGGGACAGAUGACAGCCUAAUAGCGAUGCAAGCUCUUCGACUAGCAGCGUCUCAUGUGAGAUUUGAUGACGUGUACCGACCGCUACCGAAACACGAAGACAACUGCGACCCAGAUUGGUUGGAUAUGAGAAAACCUCUACCAUACGAUCACGAAACUUGGACGUCGCUUGUAUCCAUGCUGAAUCGUACCUGGUUCAGCCGGCUGUGGAUCUGGCAGGAGAUAUUUCUAUCCCGAGAUCAUGCUGUUGUCACAUGUGGCAAGGACACAAUGCCGUGGAAUGAUUUUCGACAAUCGAUCUUUUGUCUUAUAGAGAAAGGUAUACCAUCCAAGUACGAAUCUCAUGAUUGCUUUUUGCAAGCCGCAGAUAUUUGCUACCUGCGUAACCCUCUUACGAUAGGGCGUACACUACAGAGAUCUCAGUGGGCGCAGUGCUCUGAUCCUCGAGAUCGAAUCUUCGCUGUUCUACAUCUUAUACCAGAAGCUGAAAGACGUUUAGUACGGCCUGACUAUACAAAAACUCCGGGGGAAGUGUAUCGUGACCUCGUCAUUCAUACUUCUGUGACUACUAGAGAUCUAAACCUGCUGUCCUAUUGUGAGAUCGGCGACCAGGACAGCAGCAUGCCCUCCUGGGUACCAAAUUGGGCUGUUCCCUGUCUCUACUACGCGAUCCUGAACGCUAGUGCAGAUGCGAACUCGGGGUGGCUCGGUCAUUACACAUCUACACAAGAAACUUUAGUCGUCACUGGGCAUGAAGUCGCUAAAGUCACUGAUUCGCACGACAUUCUCAGCGACUCCUCGUCCAUACCAAAAACCAAUCGUUACUCUCGACUGAAGCAUUAUCAUGAUGUAAUGCGUAGCUUGAUUAGGGGGCUACGGUAUAGAUUCGAUCAGAACUUCGAUCGACAGGUAGAGCGAAUAUGUCGCACUAUCUACCAGAACACUUUCGCGGACGAAUACGAGCCACCCUUUCAUAGACAUCUCGAUUUCAAAGCGACAUUGGAAUUUUUUUCCCGAGUCAUCGCGCAGGACGAGAAAAAAGCUGUUGAAAAAGAUUAUCUGGAAAAGGCCUCCAAAUUUCUUUGCGCAUUCCACAACAUCGCGUGUGGUAAGACGUUCAUUGUCACCGAUCGAGACAACAUUGGCCUAGCUCCACGCAGCUGUGAAGAAGGGGAUAUAGUUGCCGUCAUCUUUGGUUGUGAAAUCCCGCUACUGCUGCGGCCAACAAUGGAAGGGACGUUCCGUGUGGUAGGUGCAUGCUGGGUGGAAGGUAUCAUGACUGGCGAGAGUUUUCUGGGCCCACUACCUGAGGGUUGGCAAUGUAUUGCGCACCAUGAUGAAGAAAAGGGUGGAUAUUACGACCAUUUCAAGAACCUCAAGACUGGGAGAAUCCAAGUGCGAGAUCCACGAUCACUUCCUUUGCCAGACGGUUGGAUCGAGGUUGAUCACCCGGGAAAGCAUCUUUACACUCUGUACCAGAGAGAGGAAGAGGAGCCUAAUAAGGCAACCAGAUUUGAUCCGCGAAUCAAUCCCCACUAUCUCCGCAAUACGGGCGUCUCGACGAGGGAAUUCGCUCUUGUGUGA
This is a messenger RNA of Bacidia gigantensis, 1632 nucleotides long. RefSeq lists its product as uncharacterized. Lineage: Eukaryota; Fungi; Ascomycota; Lecanoromycetes; Lecanorales; Ramalinaceae. The transcript has a single exon. The record is from RefSeq and is a predicted model, not a curated record. Bases 1 to 1632 code for a protein of 543 amino acids.